Molecule: messenger RNA, 1830 nt
Organism: Daucus carota subsp. sativus
Lineage: Eukaryota; Viridiplantae; Streptophyta; Magnoliopsida; Apiales; Apiaceae
Product: transcription termination factor MTERF4, chloroplastic
Exons: 1
Coding region: 244-1767 (507 amino acids)
Biological process (GO): regulation of DNA-templated transcription; developmental process
Molecular function (GO): double-stranded DNA binding
Source: RefSeq, a predicted model, not a curated record
AAGAAAGAUCGAAGUUAGGGUUUUACCGUCUUAACAAGAGACAGAGCACCGAGCAUUCUGUGUAAUGGCAAAAGCUUCUUCAAUUCAACCAACAUAAUCCAAGGUACCAUUCAUUUCUUGUAUCUAUUAUACAUAUAUACCUACACCCUUUGUGUUAAACAGCAGAGAUACUACACAUAUUGCCACCAUCGUUUCUUUAAUAUAUUCCCACACCGUUUGGUUUUAGAUUCUUGAUUUUGCAAAAUGAGGUCUCUUUUGCGAAAAAGAUUGCAUUUUGAUUCAAUCCUGAGAAACCCAUUUUAUGUUUAUCCCCAAAACUUGCUUGAUUGUAUGAAUAGUAUUCAUAAACCCCGCCAAAACCCAUGUUUUCAAGAACCUGGGGUUUCAAGAAUUAGGCCCUUUUCAGCCCAACCCAGUAAAUUCCCUGAAUAUGAAAUGCCAACUGUGACAUGGGGUGUCGUUCAAGGGCGUAAAGAGAAACUUGUUUCUCGGGUUAUAGUUUGUGAUUACUUGAAGGGAAUAGGGAUUAUUCCUGAUGAGUUAGAGCAAUUAGAGUUGCCUUCUACUGUUGAUGUGAUGCGUGAAAGGGUUGAGUUCUUGCAAAAGAUUGGGUUGACUAUUGAUGAUAUUAAUGAGUAUCCGUUGAUGCUUGGUUGUAGUGUGCGGAAAAAUGUUAUUCCAGUGUUGGGGUAUUUGGAAAAGGUUGGGAUUCAAAGACAGAAACUUGGAGAGUUUAUUAAGAACUAUCCGCAAGUUCUUCAUGCUAGUGUUGUUGUUGAGCUUGUUCCGAUUGUUAAGUUUUUGAGGGGGCUUGAUGUGGAGAAGCAAGAUAUUGGUUAUGUGCUUAUGAAGUAUCCGGAAUUGUUGGGGUUUAAACCAGAAGGGACGAUGAGUACAUCGGUUGCAUAUUUAGUUAGUAUUGGAGUUAAUCCGAGAGAUAUUGGACCUAUGGUGACACAAUAUCCUUACUUUUUGGGAAUGAGAGUUGGUACGAUGAUUAAGCCUCUCGUGGAUUAUUUAGUUUCCUUGGGUUUGCCUAAAAAAGUGUUAGCGAGGAUGUUUGAGAAGCGAGCUUAUGUACUUGGUUAUAAUCUUGAGGACACAGUGAAACCAAAUGUGGACUGUUUGAUAAGUUUCGGAAUACGAAAAGAAGCUCUUCCUUCUGUUAUUGCGCAGUACCCUCAAAUUCUUGGGCUUCCUUUAAAAGCUAAACUGUCUUCACAACAAUACUUCUGUAACUUGAAGCUCAAGAUUGAUCCGGAAGGGUUUGCUCGUGUUAUUGAGGGAAUGCCUCAGAUUGUUAGCCUCAAUCAAAAUGUCAUUAUGAAACCUGUCGAGUUCUUGAUCGGAAGAGGUAUUUCUCCCGAAGAUGUGGCUAAAAUGGUUGUUAAAUGCCCCCAAUUGAUUGCUUCACAAGUUGGUCUCAUGAAAAACAGUUUUUACUUUUUCAAGAGUGAAACAGGGAGGCCAUUGAGAGAGCUUGUGGAAUUUCCCGAGUACUUUACUUACAGCUUAGAAUCAAGGAUCAAACCAAGGUAUCAUCGAUUAAAAAGCAAAGGGAUUAAAUGUUCCUUGGGCUGGUUCCUUAACUGCAGUGACCAGAGAUUUGAAGAAAGGCUGCAGGCAAAUUAUAUCGAGGCAGAGAGUGCUGGUCCAUCAUUUUAUAUGGGUGGGAAAUUGGAAUUACCUGGAAAUGACAUUGUAUCUGAUGAUAAUGAUGAUGAGAGUGAUGAUGAAAUACUUUAUCGACGCACUGUUUCUCUGUAAUAAUCUUCCAUAUAGAUCUUUUAAAAGAUUAUUGAUUUUAUCAAUUUUCUAAUUUAAUAGACA